Messenger RNA from Paramecium pentaurelia, 2083 nucleotides. The record is from the annotation of a GenBank genome assembly. NCBI's taxonomy places the organism in Eukaryota, Ciliophora, Oligohymenophorea, Peniculida, Parameciidae.
AUGAAUACUACCACAUAUUCUAAUGAUCCUAAAUAUCAUUACUAAUAAUCUAUAUUGAAUCCUUACAUUAACUAAUCAAUUAAUAAGUAAGGGAUAGCUAACUCUCAAAUACUAUAAGGAAGCCCUGGUAAAAUUAAAAAUUAUUUAUUUAUUUUAGUUCGCUUACCUAAUUACUCUACAUAAGGUAGAAAUCAUUCUAAUUCAAUAUUUUCAACACCUUCCGCUCCAAAAGUUCAAUUACCAUUUAUUCAAUAAUCUAUUCCUUAAUCAAUAAUAAAACCAAUAGUUGGUUCCCCUUCUCCUUUAAAUUAACAAAAAUUUCAUUAGACAUAACCAAUAUAAACUAGAAAUAUAUAAUAUUACGAAUCUCCUUAAGUUCAAAAAGCACCUUAAGUUAAAAUUGGUAUAUUUGUAUAACAAAACUUUUAGUUCAUGAAAUAGAGUAAGUACCUAUAAUACAUGAAUUACAUCAUGUAAAUAGACCCAUAAAUGUAAUUUCUAUGGAUGAAAUUGAAGUGCCUUGGAGAAGUAAACAGAUCCUUUUGGAGAAACAAUUAAUUGAAUUAUAGUUGAUGUUAAAACGUAAUCCUUAAGAAAGGACUGAAAGAAAGUAAAUAAUGGUGGAAGAUGAAGCUAGAAUUAGAGAGCUUGAAUAAGAAAUAGCAAAAUUGAGACUCAUUGUAAUAGAGAAUGAAUAGAACAUUUAAAAUUAUUAUGGUUAGGUCGAAUAAGCAGAAUAAAAUAUAGAGAAUGCUGAAGAAUAAGCAAGUGAAUAAAUAGAAGAAUAAAAUAGAGAAUUAGCUAAAUGGAAGAAAAAAUUCCAAGACCUUAACAAAAAGUAUCAUGAUUUAGAAGAAGAAAUAACAAUGACAGAAGCUCAGAUAGAAAGUAUUUAGAAAAGAAAAAUGACUACAUAAAAAAUUACAUCUAAUAAAAUAACAUCUAAUUCAAGAGUAAGAGAUAGUGGAUUAAUAGGUAGUAGUGUUAAAAAGAAUUAUUGAUUGAUCAUUAUUUUAUAUUAAUUUUGAAUUAUGUAAAUAACAAUUACUUUAUAUAAAUUACUUAAAUCUAAAUGUUACACAUAAUUGUGUUGUUUAAUAUCCUAUCAUUUUUGGAUGCACAAACAUGCUCCACAACAUAGAUUACAUGUGAAUCUAUUACAGAUAACACUUUAUGUUAUGAAACAAAAGAUUCCAAUUUUAAUCAAAUUUGUGAAUGGAAUACAAAUAAAUGUGAAAAAGCAAUACUUGAUAAUCUACCAUGUUCAAAAUAUACAAAUGAAUUUACUUGUUUUUACAGAUCAUAUGGUUGUAGAUGGGAUGGAACUAAUUCAACUGGUUAUGAUGCUGAAGCUAUGAAAAACAACGUAAAUGGAAAAUGUGUAGAUUAAAAGUAUUUAGAAUUAUACAUAUAUAAUUUAGAUGCCAAGAUUUCACAUCUGAACAUGAUUGUUCAUCCUUUGGUCAAAUAUCAUGUGAUUGGUAGGAUGAUAGUUGUGUUUAAGUUACCAAAUGUUAAGAUUUCUAAACUGUAAAAGGUUGUAGAAAUACCAAAUUUAAGGAAAAGUUAUUUAAUUAUAUUAUGAUUAGAUGUGUACCUAUUGUAAAUGGAGAAGUAUUAUCACUUGGAUAAAAAUCAACAACAAUAUUUGAUUCUUUUGAAUGUGUAGUUUAAUAAUGUAAACAUAAAUCAAAUGAAUAUGAAUGUACAUUUGUUAAUGGAGUAUAAUGUAUUUGGGGAACUACGUAUUAAAUUCAUUUAAUUUAAGAGGAUGUGCUGUUUGUGCUUCAUUUAAUACAUAUGAAACAUGUGUAUAAAAUAAAGGAUUAUGUUUAUGGAAUUAAAAUCAAUGUUAAAAUAUUGAGUAAUUCAAAUCUUUAUUUAUAUUAGAUGUUAACAAUACAAAAGUCCUAAUUUAUGUAAAUUAAAAACAGAAUAAUGUGAAUGGAAUAGAUUAAAAAUGAGAUGCCAACUUAAUUCUACCUAAGCAAAUCAACAUUGCUAUUCAGAAUACUUAGAUUAAUAAAACUAAGGAUUGGUAAUCUAAAUAAUUUUAAUUAUUUCCUUUAUUUUUAUUGGAUGA